Messenger RNA from Stylophora pistillata, 4352 nucleotides. RefSeq lists its product as uncharacterized. The record is from RefSeq and is a predicted model, not a curated record. Lineage: Eukaryota; Metazoa; Cnidaria; Anthozoa; Scleractinia; Pocilloporidae.
CACAGUUUGUCGAAGCUGCAUCUACGGAUGAGGACUAGUUAUGAGUAAUUCUUUGCUUCUUUGCUUUCUUGUGCUUUGUGCGGCAUCACUGGAUGUCUCUGACGAAGACAUUUCUGCCCAAGAUAAAGAGAGAGACCUUAGAGGCCUUUCAGAGACUUUCCUUGAAGAUCCCACGAUAGAAGUCAAUGGUCAUGCUCAGCCCACAGGAGACUGGGCAAGCUUUCUGGAACACAACGAGAAGAGUAAACUGGAUGACCAGGCGGCGGUGGAAAAGUAUGUAAUCAAUGGAGAAGAGUAUGAUCGAAAAGAUGUUGAGUUUGAUUCUGUUAAAGAUCCAACUGUAGUAGUCACUGAUGGAGUAAAAGAGGAAGCAGAUGAACCAGAAGAGGAUCAAGCAUAUUAUGGAUGGACGAAGCACCCAUACAGUUGGUGCACUGUUGAUGGAAGGGAGUUGAUAUCAAGAGACCUUGACAACCCAAUUGACUACACUGUAUGUCAGAAGCUCUGCCAAGAACGAGUCGGAUGCAGCGCCAUUGAAUUCUGGGAAGCGUACAACUACGCCUGCUACGUCUGCAAGGACAUAUCGAAAAUAACCAGUUAUCCAAACGAGGAUGAUCUGGCAUAUCCUGUGCACGUUUGGGUGCAAAACCAAAGUCCUACGAUUGAACUAGAAAGUUCAUCCGAAGGUUCAUCUGGAGAAGUUCCAUUUGAGGGUCCAUCUGAGAGUGCAUCUGAGGGUUCAUCUGAGGGUCUAUCUGAGGGUCCAUCUGUUGUGCCAUCUGAAGGUUCAAAAGAAGGCCCGACAGAAGGUCCAACAAAAGGUCCAUCGGAAGCAUUUAACCCAUGUGAUCCAGGAAGCCACGGACUCUUGAACACAUACGAUCGUCUUGUUGGAAACAGAGAUCAAAGCUCAGUGCAAUGCGAUCAGCGAUAUCUUUUUCUUCCGGGCUGGUUUCGUUUCGCGGGCGCAGCAGGCGACAGGAUCCCAACCAAAUGCCCGAAAAUAAAACGUUGUGGUACGCAUGCCACAGGUUGGCUAAAUGGAAGCCAUCCUUCUGUCGUAGACGGCAUAGUAAGUCGUAAAGUGUGUUACCACUGGACAGACAACUGCUGUCACUGGAAAAAUGACAUACAAGUCAAGAACUGUGGAGCAUUUUACGUGUAUGAGCUGCAGAAGCCACCUGUGUGUUCACUUCGAUACUGCGGAGAACCCAAAGAAUGUUCAGAUGGCGGCCACCAAGACCUCAACCAAGCUGACCGUGCAAUGGGUUACUCAGACCAAAGUGGGAUUAAGUGCGAUGGAAGAGCUCCAGACAACAUUCUUGUACCAAAGUGGUAUCGUAUAACGGGAGACAGUGGUGACCAGAUUCCAGAACGUUGUGUCCCCAUGAGACGUUGCGGUACUGAUGCUCCAGGCUGGCUUAAUGGUCAACAUCCAAGUCUUCAGGAAGGUGUGGUAAAACGUCAAGUCUGUUACCAUUGGACAGGAGGGUGUUGCCAAUGGAAAAAUUACAUUAAAAUCCGAAACUGCGGAGACUUCUAUGUGUACGAGUUGCAAAAACCACCAGCAUGUCCAUUACGUUAUUGUGGCAACAUGCAAGCACCUACCACUCAGCCUCCACCAACGAUCACGACACCAAAACCAGUAUUUGACCCAUGUGAUGCACGUAGUCACAAGUUCCUCCAUACAUACGACCGUCUUGUGGGUAACAAAGAGCAAAGCUCAGUGAAAUGUGAUCAGCGAGAUCCCACUCUGCCAGGCUGGUUUCGCUUCACUGGUGCAGCUGGUGACAGGAUGCCGACCAAAUGUCCAGAAACAAAACGCUGUGGUACGCAUGCGCCCGGUUGGCUGAAUGGAAAUCAUCCUUCUGUUGCAGAGGGUAUAGUUAGCCGUGAGGUUUGUUACCACUGGGGAAACUGCUGCCGGUGGAAAAACAAGAUAAAUGUCAAGAAUUGUGGAGCAUUUUACGUGUAUGAGCUGCAAAAACCACCUGCGUGCUCACUACGAUACUGCGGAGAGCCCAAGCAAUGUUCCGAUGGCGGGUACCAAGACCUUAACCAAGCUGAUCGCGCAAUGGGCAACUCUGAUCAAAGUACGGUUAAGUGCGAUGGAAGAGCCCCAGACAACAUGUUGUUACCAAAGUGGUAUCGUAUGACAGGAGAUAGUGGUGAUCAGAUUCCAGAGAGUUGUGUUCCCAAGAGAAGUUGCGGUACUCACGCUCCAGGCUGGCUUAAUGGUACACAUCCCAGUGUACAGGAAGGAAUCGUAGUUCGUCAAGUCUGUUAUCACUGGUCCAGCGGUUGCUGCCAAUGGAGCAAUAACGUGAAAAUUCAAAAUUGCGGCGACUUCUUUGUGUAUGAAUUACAAAAACCACCAGCUUGUUCAUUGCGCUACUGCGGCAACAAAGAAGCAAAUACCACCAUUCCACCAGAUGCUACACCGAGAGCUCCACAAACACCAGCGGACGGAUGUAAAAGCUACAAAGUCCUAAGUGAAGCGGACCGCGCUCAAGGAAACGAAGUUCAGAACAACAGAAAAUGCGACCAGCGGGACUUGGUGCCGGGCUGGUACCGCUUUCAAGGAUUUGCAGGGGAGAGAAUGGCUGACCGAUGCGUUCCCUUCAGACGCUGUGGCACUCAUGCUGCAGGCUGGUUAAAUGGUCCCCAUCCUACAGUGGCAGACGGUGUAGUGACACGUGAAGUCUGUUUCCACUGGUCAAACCAAUGUUGUAGGUGGAAAAGCACAGUCAAAGUCAGGAACUGCAGCUACUUCUUUGUAUAUAAAUUAACGAGGACACCAGCUUGCUCUCUUCGUUACUGUGGUAACGCCAGCGCCGUGCCAACCACAGCAGUACCUCUACCAACAUCAGCGGUCAUGCCCCUCAGUGACCCAGAGGUCAUUGUUAAAUGUGGUCAAAAUGAGAUGUCCAUCAGCAUUCCAAAAACCUUUCUACACGGCCUGGACGUGGAACAUAUCCGUCUUUCAGAUAAAAACUGUGGAGCCACAGAGAACCCAGCUCGCGACCGCUACAUUCUUCGGACAAAACUAACGGAAUGCCAAACAAAAAGCAGGCACACCAAGAAUUUCGUGAGUUACACGAACAAGGUGGAGGAAAUUCCCGUGGAGAAUGAGCAGAUAAUCAGAAGAAUCCGUGAGGUGGAAAUACCCUUCAGCUGUUACUUCUCAAACACAGGUGUCGUAUCCGCUGUUGGUCUGGAGGUGACGAGCAAGAAGAUCGUUUUCUCCGAGAAAGGAUUUGGAGAAUUCGCUCUAGAGAUGAAGAUUUUUCCAGAUGACAAAUUUCUAGGUUCCUACCAAAAGAAAGAGUUUCCAGUAACCCUACCCUUGAGAAAAAAACUGUUUGUGGAAGUCAGGGUGGAUACAAAAGAUGCAAGGCUUGGGAUUUUAGCAGAAACGUGUUUUGCCACACCUGAUCCCGACCCCAAUAAACCUGGAUUAAAAUUCGUGUUCAUCGAAAAUGGGUGUUCUGAUGACGAAACCUUGGAUUUUAUUCCACCAAGUAAUGAAAGAUAUGAGAGGUUUAGCUUGGAAGCGUUCAAGUUCUUGGGUGAUCACCAGUUUGUGUACAUGCACUGCAAAGUCAAGAUAUGUAGCGCAAACGAUCCAAACUCACGCUGUGCUCAGGGCUGUCUGCGUAACUCCAAACAAAGGAGGUCGCUGUACACUCAGGAAACAAAUGACGAGGAGUAUCUCUUAGCUCAGGGACCGUUUAUACGGAAAGUUGACACUGAAGACAUUCAACUUGAAGAAACUGAAAAAGAAUGGCGCGGUUUUGACGGAAAAGGCCAGGGUAAGUUUGCCACUGCUACAUUGGUUGCGGUGGCGGCUGCCUGUCUCAUGGGUAUCUCAUACUUUAUGCAUCAGAGGAGGAAGAAGAGUCGGAGCCAAGUAUACCAUCCCAAAGCUAUCCCUGUCUCCUAAACGAUUUGCUGACGAAGGCCAUAUUGCAUGAUAACAUUUGAAUAAGUCAGAAUUUUGAAAAAUAUCAAUUUAUCCAAAGUUGAGGAUGUAGUCCAGUCGUCCAGGUUAAAGAACUCCGGCAAAGGACUCGGAUGUUAAUAACUGACGUUUCGACGACCUGAGCGGAUGGCUUCGUUCGAGUAAACCUCAACUCGGAAAACAUUAUGCAAGUCUCGCCAGAGAUACAUAGAAAAGAAACUGAAAUAACGGGCAUUUUAAGAGAAAAGAGGUACCUUUUGUUGCGAUGUGAAUGUCACCUUACGUCUUGUCAUUCCAUAGGCUUACAGUAGUUGAAUGACGGUUUCAAUAUAGACCUUACACUAUGCUCUGUAUGUUGGUAUCGAGACAAAUGAAAUAUUAGUUUAAUUUU